Plodia interpunctella (Indianmeal moth) is the source of this 3142-nucleotide messenger RNA. Its product is annotated as 3-oxoacyl-[acyl-carrier-protein] reductase FabG-like. Lineage: Eukaryota; Metazoa; Arthropoda; Insecta; Lepidoptera; Pyralidae. The transcript has a single exon. Gene Ontology annotation, molecular function: oxidoreductase activity. The coding region runs from base 57 to 809 and encodes 250 amino acids. The record is from RefSeq and is a predicted model, not a curated record.
GUUUAAUUACCACUUGUGCUCCGACCGGCCACUGUUACUGUCGCCGCGGUGUGAUCAUGAGUUUCAAGGAUAAAAUCGUGUUGGUGACCGGCGCUAGCUCCGGCAUUGGAGCCGCAACUGCUGUCCUCUUCACCAAAGAAGGCGCCAAUGUUAUCAUCGUAGCUAGAAACGAAGCUAAACUGCUCAAGGUUCAACAGGACUGCGCCAAAGUUGGAAACAAACCUUUAAUCAUCAAGGCUGAUGUUGCUAAAGAUGAUGACCUUAGAAGAAUCAUCAAAGAUACGAUCAACAAGUACAACAGACUGGAUGUAUUAGUCAAUAACGCAGGUAUUGUGAGAAUUGGUAAGAUCCUUGAUGGGAAAGUGACAGAAAUUUACGAUGAAAUCAUGAACGUGAAUGUUCGCGCGGUAGUCCAACUGACUGCGCUGGCUGCUCCUUAUUUGCUCAAGACUAAAGGUAAUAUUGUUAAUGUGUCGAGUAUUUCUGGGAUAACAAUUAACAAUGCAGAAAUGGGUAUAUAUUGUUCAUCGAAAGCGGCAUUGACUCAUUUCUCAAAAGCAACGGCGUUGGAGCUAGCUCCUCAUGGCGUUCGAGUCAACAUCGUCAGUCCUGGGCCUGUCUACACGGACAUACUCGACAAUGCAGGCAUCACGCAGGGCUUCGAAAAGGUUGGCGUAGUCACUGCGUUGAACAGAAUCUCUGAUCCUGAAGAGAUAGCAGAUUUGAUCGUGUACCUUGCCAGUGAAAAGGCUAAAGGUAUUACUGGGUCGAAUUAUGUGGCCGAUAAUGGUAUGCUUUUAAUGAAAUAAAAAUGGAAAAGAAAUGCUUAAAUGUCUUUCUAAAAAGGUGCAUAAAAAUCAAUUUUGAGUGUUUCUUUCUCUCUCCUUAAAACUCUUUUUAUCCGAUUUCGAUGUAUGAGGAAAUUGAACACGCAACAAGGAAUCAAGCCCACGACGAACGUCAUUUAAUAUAUUUUUUUCAUAUUAUAUUAACCCUAAGAUAAUGCGUUUUAUUUAUACAUAAGCUGCAUCUCGGGGCUUGACCCCUGCUAUAAUAUCGAGAUAACAAGUACAAAGCACCCUAUACCUAUAUGUAGUAUAGGGUACUUUUUAUCCCGAGAACUACAAUUAAUAGGAUAUAUAAUAUACCUAUUACUUACCGCUUAAAUUCAAAUUUCUUUAUUCAAUUUAGGAUGAUAUACAUCAUUUAUUGACGUCAAAACUCAUGUAAAUAAAUAAUUCUGUUCAUUUUUACAAUUAUUAUGUAAUACAGUAGAAUUUCAAAAAUACAAUAUUUAAUUAACGAAAACAAUUGAAGUUGGUUUAAUUUUGCCAUACAAAAUACUACAUUUACUUGUUUAACUUUAAGUUAUUACUUUUAUAAAUAUUGGUUACUCAUAAAAAAUACUAUGAUUUAAUAAUAAUAAAUUGAACCUGGAAGUAUGUAAACACAUGGUAAUUUUGAUAUCUUUAAAAAUUGUGUAUAUAUAAUCUCACAACAUAGUGACCAAUAGAGUUGUCGAUGUCCACGUGAAGUAGACGCGCAACGGCUGGGAUACAACCGGGAAAACGCUCAGAUGAAACAGAGAGAUCAAGAGAGAGUAAAACAUAUUACAGAAAUUAUUUUGUAAAAAAUAAUUGAAAUACUUACUUUAUACUUAUAUUGUAUCAAAAAUGCCACUGAAAAUGUAUUUCCAUGUAAGUAUAUACAUUUUUGAAUGAAAAUACUAAUAAUUCAGGUCAUUAAUUGGCGGUGAACUCACAAAGAAAUCAGGUUUAACAAGGUGCACCGCCAUACGAAGGUUGUAUUGCGACACACAUUAGAUUUUAGCUUCAGUAUCAUGCAGUCGUGUGCCGUUCAUAUCAAAGCAGGAAAGCAUUGCGGUAACUUGUAUUUAUUUUCAUUUCAAAUUGUUUUUUUUUUUAAAUAGACUACUAACACUGGAGUAAUUCUCGUUCAGCCGGUGUUAAAAAUCAGAUUAUCGAAAACGAGAACAACAAUGAGAUUUGAAAAUAAAGUAGUGAUAGUGACAGGAGCAGCGUCCGGUAUAGGGGCCGCUACAUCGAAACUAUUUGCUAAGAAGGGGCCAAUGUGGUUGCUGUCGACUUGGACGGAGAUGCUUUGUGUCGUGUCUUACAAUGCUGCAACAGCUACAGGAACGGUAGUGACGUUAACGGACACACUACGCAAGAAAAUGCCAAACAAAAUGGAACGAAUAAUGGUGAUCCAAUGCAUGGUCAUUCCAUAAUGAUCAUCGCUAAUGUGGCUAAAGACGAUGACACUAAACGUGUAAUAGAAGAAACUAUACAUACAUUUGGAAAGCUAGACGUUCUUGUCAACUGCGCGGGAAUCUACCGAGAUGGGACAAUCAUUGACGGGUCUCUCUUAAAGACAUACGACGACGUUUUGAAUGUAAAUCUUCGAGCUGUAGUCCAACUGACAACUUUGGCUGCACCACAUCUGAUGAUGACUAAAGGGAAUAUAGUGAACAUAUCGAGUAUCAAAGCGAAGGCGAUCAGCACGUCAUACGCAUACGAUAUAUCUAAAGUCGGGAUAGAACAUUUUACUAGACGAGCAGCGUUGGAGUUCGGACCGUUUGGUGUUAGGGUGAAUGCUGUGCGCCCUGGCCCUGUGAGGACUGGAAUCAUUAAGAAUUCUGGAUUGGACAUUGAUAUUGAAGACUGGACGGCUAUGACUGCUUUGGACAGGAUGUCAGAUCCUGGAGAGAUUGCAGAACACAUUCUGUUCAUUGCUAAUGAUAAAGCUAAAGGCAUUACUGGCUCAGUUUUUACACACGAUAAUGGAACGCUUGUGAAAUAUGGCGCUUAAGAAACACCAUACUGCGUUUAACUUUUAAUUGUAUAUUUGCAUGAUAUUUUAAUUUUGUAUUGUUUGAAUCUGAAGUUUAGUUUAUUUACUUACUAUGAUUUUUUUUUAGUUACAUUUGUCUGGGUGUCUAUGGCCAAAUAAAUCGUAGAUGAGACUAAUAUCCCCGAAAGUCGCAACUAGUAGUAAAUCGCAAAUCAAAAUUGUGAAAUUAAGAAAAAGUUACUUAAAUAUAAGUAGUACGUAAGAAAUCACCGCCUAAGCUUUGUUGUCUUUAUUUUUAUACAUAAUGAAUUAAUAAAACAAGUUUGUUUUA